Molecule: messenger RNA, 1736 nt
Organism: Hylaeus anthracinus
Lineage: Eukaryota; Metazoa; Arthropoda; Insecta; Hymenoptera; Colletidae
Product: probable serine hydrolase
Exons: 5
Coding region: 84-1025 (313 amino acids)
Source: RefSeq, a predicted model, not a curated record
AAAGUGGAUUUACUGUUAAGUAAUAUAAGGAAAACAGCCAAUAGUAAAUUAUUAACCAUUGUUAGAUUUCCAAUCUCAACAAAAUGAGUAUUAUUGAACAGAAAAUUCCUCCCACUGAUAACAUGAAUGGGCAUAAAACGCAUCAUUUUGAAGAAAUUGAAAUACCUGUACCAUGGGGCCACGUAAGCGGCAAGAGGUGGGGACCAGUGGAUCAACAACCGAUAGUGGCAAUACAUGGCUGGCAAGAUAAUUGUGGGACUUUUGAUUCCUUGAUCGCAUUAUUGCCACCAGAAGUACCCAUUUUAGCAUUAGAUCUGCCUGGUCAUGGUCAUUCUUCCAGAUAUCCUCCUGGGCAUUUCUAUCAUAUAUUCUGGGAUGGGCUUCUCUUGCUUCGUAGAAUUGUUAAAUUUUACAAGUGGAAUAAGGUGAAACUACUUGGACAUUCCUUAGGAGGAGCAAUAUCAUUUUUAUACGCUGCAUCGUAUCCUGAUGAUGUAGAACUUCUGAUUAGUCUAGAUAUUGCAGCUCCUACUGUAAAAGGGGUCGCGAAAAUUACUCAAGCAACUGGCGAUACCAUAGACAAAUUUUUAAAGUAUGAAAUGCAGGAAUCUAGUAAUAUUCCGUCUUACACAUACGAUGAAGCACUUGACAUAGUAUACGAUGGUUAUAAAGGCUCCAUAACUAAAGAAAGUGCUGUAAUAUUAAUGAAACGUGGAACACGACCCAGUGGUGAACCCGACCGAUAUUGUUUUUCGCGCGAUGUACGAUUAAAGGCUUCCCUUUUGAAUAUGCCAUCCAUCGAUCUAAUGCUUUCCUAUGCAGCACGGAUAAAAUGUGCUUAUCUUAAUAUUCGUGCUGUAAACGGAUUGGUAUACGAUCAAGCCGAACAUUACGAUGACAUUUUAAAUGAAAUAAAAGUAGGUGCAAAGAGAUUCGAAUUUCAUGUGGUGGAAGGAACUCACCAUGUACAUUUGAAUAAUCCUGAAAGGAUUGCAACCAUAAUUACGAAAUUUAUUAGUACUUAAUGAUGAAGUAUUUUAGAUGACAUUAGACAGCAGCUGUGGAAUUCAAAAUUAAUUAUGUGCAGGUUACAUUAGAUGUAUUUCCACGUACGUUCGUUUUAGAAAAUCAAUGUAUUCUCUAUGCGUUAUGUACAGAUUUUCUGUUCUUCCGAGAUAUAAUGUAGCUUACACGAUAAAUUUAAUCUAGAAAAGUUACAACGACUUGUAAUGAAAUAUUUAAUAAUUUAAACGCACAACAGACAUUAUUUAUUUAAAGCAUACUGCUUAAUUUAUUCUACUCUCUUCCAAGUAUUAAUAAAAUAACAAAAUAUUGAACGUAACGGAUUCCUAUAUUUUUUUAACAUGAUACACUGAAGAAGAAAAGAAUAAAAAUAACAUAGCUGUUUACGAAUAAAAUUGAAUUUUCUCUUUUCCUCUUUAUUCCGAUGUGCAUCUUACGUUAAAAAUAAAAGUUGCCGUUUACAAGGUCAAUAAAUAACGCUAUUAUUAAAUCUAGCAGUUCAGUAUUUUUUUUUAACGGAUAUUUGGUCGACAACAACGGUAACGUAUUAAUACAGCAAGAACGCGAUGUAAUAAACUUAUACCGGUUUACGCUUCCAUACGUAACUACUCGACGAUAAAUUACUUCGAGGCGAUAUAAGCUAUUGUUUCGUUCCUUUCCUUAGUUAUAAAUUCUUAUCCUUAAAACAUUUCUCAAUAUUGUAUUUUGCGGUG